ACUUCCGUUCUCUGUGUCCUCGGGUUAUUACAAAUCCGCCAUUUUCCUCUUAGUUUGUAUUAUAUGUUCGGAGUAAAAGGCUCAAGGUUUUUGUUGAACCUUCCGAGGCAUGAGUGACAGGGAGCAUAGCCCGAGUCAAAGCGGAUCUAAUCACAGCCCAGCGGCUAAUGAUAAGAGCCCUUCACCAGCGAGAUCGAAAGAAGAAAGUCGGAGUCGUUCGCGGUCGAAUAGCCCGCGCAGGUCACACCAUCGGGGAAAGUCAUACUCACGGUCUAGGAGUCACUCUCGUUCAAGGAAGAUGUCGUAUCGCGGGCGUUACAGAUCCCGCAGUCGUUCACGCUCACCCAAGCGCUAUAGAUCCCGCUACUCCCACUCACGAUCUCGCUCCUACAGCCCUCGCGGCAAGUACUAUGGCUACAGUGACAGGCGGAAAGAGUUCUACCGUAGCCAUUCCAGAAGCCCGAUGUCAUCAAGACGUCGGCACAUUGGUAGCAGGAGUCUGGACUGGCAGGAAGAGUGGAGCAAUGGCGGUCAGAUGGGGAGAGACAGAAGUUGGCAAGCAAUGAUGAGUGCUCGGGACAACCCUCAGCCAAGUAGGUGUCUGGGUGUGUUUGGCUUGAGCAUCUAUACAACGGAGCAGCAGCUACACCACAUCAUGUCGAAGUAUGGUCCUGUGGAACGUGUUCAAGUUGUCAUAGAUGCUAAGACUGGUCGUUCCAGAGGAUUCUCAUUUGUGUACUUCGAAAGUUCUGAAGAUGCGAAGGUGGCCAAAGAACAGUGCACAGGGAUGGAAAUAGAUGGACGUAGAAUCAGAGUUGAUUUCUCAAUAACGCAGAGAGCUCACACACCAACACCUGGAAUUUACAUGGGGAAACCCACUUAUAUGGCUGAAGGUCGGGGACAGUGGUCAAGACCUAAAGGCGACAAUGACUACUACGGAGGCUACCGGGGGGGAGGAGGCGGCGGAGGCUACAGGGGCAGGUCACCGUCUCCCUACUAUCGUAGGCGGCGCUACGAGCGGUCUCGUUCGCGCUCCUAUUCCCCACGUUUUGAAGCAAGAGGUAUUGGAUAAAGAAGUUAGAAGUUAUGAAACAAAAAUAUGGUAGCAAGUUAUGUUGGGGAAGAAAUGAAAAAAGAAAGCAUCAUUCAAGUCUUGAAGCACUCUUGACAAAGAAUAUGAUCUGAAAGUUGCAAAGGUGGGAAGUUUUCAAGCCAAAUUUGUUGCGAAGAUGUUUGUGGGGUUUGACUUAGUUAACGAAAAUGAAGAGCGUGCAUUGUUUGAAGUUAGUCAUGUUUUCAAGACAUGAAAGUUAAGCUGCAAGCUCUGAAAAGUGAGGGAAGUAAUGGGAAGGUUGAAGCUGCGUGAGAAAAUAGAAGAAAAACAAACCGUAAGUUUUUUAUAAGGGAAGGGGAUAGUUGAACCAAAUUACGUAUUCAGGAAAAUCUAGAAAUGCUUAUAGACUUUCAGUGGAAAAAAAAAUUAUUUUUUGUAUUUUAUCACUAUUCUUAAACAUUCUAUCAGAAUUCUAAUAAAUAAUCAAAAUGGUUUGAAAAAAAACAGGCCUACGCUUUAUUUUGUAGGAUUGAUCAUAUUCUUUAUCAUUUUACAAUACAUUUUCUGGGUACCAGGUAGUUUUUUUGCACUUAACCUUUUGUUGCAACAAAAUAACUUAUUUUUGAUAAUUCACUGGGUAAGGCAUUGGAUUUUCAACAUGAAGUGGUCAGCUUUUAUAGGCACUUAAUGUUGGUUUUAAUAUGUGCAGUGUUUUUUUUAUGUUAGGUGCUGUCUUGAUUCUUCAGCCUGUGUGGGUGAAUGGUGGAGUGAAGUAUGUUUUAAUAGUUUUAAAUUCUUGACUAAUUGAAGAGCAUAAUAAAAGGUCAUGCUAGUUUACUUACGUGUCAGAUUGAGGUCACAGUGCUCUUCGUGUACAUAUUUUGUCUUCAUAAAUGGAGUUUUCCAAUUAAUAUUGCUUUUACAACUUUGAACAUCACUACUAACUAAAACAUGCUUUUCUCUAAAAUAUUUGUUCUUACCCUGUUUAGUUAAUCUGUUUCAUUUCAGCAUUUUAGAAUCUUCAUGACUAGUUCAUAUUAAAUUUUAUAAUUUAAAGAAGGUUAGGUACCAAUAUUAGGUUUUGUAAUAAUUCUUGCAUCAAAUGUGCAGAAGUAAUUGAGAAAAGGUGAUAUGAAUCAUUGUCAGCCUUUGGUUCUGACAAGUAGGUAGAAGUAAUUACAACCACUCCUGUAGCAUGUGUUAUAAAAUAGCUUGCAAGUAUGUACUAUGUUGAAACAGUAUUUAACCUCAUAUGAGUGAAAUAUUUCUACAAAAUAUAUUAUUUUUUGUGGCCUA
This is a messenger RNA of Bacillus rossius redtenbacheri, 2350 nucleotides long. RefSeq names its product transformer-2 protein homolog beta-like. The transcript is spliced from 9 exons. Gene Ontology annotation, cellular component: spliceosomal complex. Bases 110 to 1072 code for a protein of 320 amino acids. Lineage: Eukaryota; Metazoa; Arthropoda; Insecta; Phasmatodea; Bacillidae. Gene Ontology annotation, biological process: positive regulation of mRNA splicing, via spliceosome. The record is from RefSeq and is a predicted model, not a curated record. Gene Ontology annotation, molecular function: RNA binding.